AUGUUCUUUGCCAACGAGCAACGUGAGAACGUCCGUGAGGAAAACCCAGGCAUUAGCUUUGGCCAAGUCGGCAAGGUCCUCGGCGACAGAUGGAAGGCUCUCAACGAGAAGCAGCGCGAGCCAUAUGAGAAGAAGGCUCAAGCCGACAAGAAGCGGUAUGAAGAUGAGAAGGCGAAGUACCAGGUAAGUCUGAGCCAUCAGCUGGAUCGCCUCAAGCAUUCCUUUAACCAGGCUCUAGGCUGGCGGUGA
Molecule: messenger RNA, 249 nt
Organism: Capronia coronata CBS 617.96
Lineage: Eukaryota; Fungi; Ascomycota; Eurotiomycetes; Chaetothyriales; Herpotrichiellaceae
Product: non-histone chromosomal protein 6
Exons: 2
Coding region: 1-249 (82 amino acids)
Source: RefSeq, a predicted model, not a curated record